ACGAAACGCGGGCCCCACAACUGCUGAAGCUCGCCGUCAGCGGAGCCACGGAGCUCCUCAGGGUCCUCGCCCCCAACAAGAUGAGAGAAGAAGGUUUGAGGAGCGAAGACGUGGUUGCAGCUCAAAGUGUGGAUGAUGUCGUGCGGAUUCUGAAGUUAGAUUACGACAAUGCGUAUUUUGUGACAGGGAAAUUUACUGCAGACAUUUAUGUUGAAGAUUGUUUGUUUGAAGAUCCAACUAUCAAGUUUCAUGGUAGGGAUCGGUACUCAAAGAACCUGGAUUUGCUUGUUCCCUUCUUCGACACUCCAUCUAUUGAGCUGGAGAAGAUUGAGAAGGGCCAGGAUUCUGAUGUGAACUUUGUCUUAGCAAAAUGGAAAUUAAGAACAUACUUGAAAUUUCCUUGGAGGCCUCUAAUUUCUAUUAGGGGAACAACCACAUAUGAUCUAGACUCAGAGUUCAAAAUUGUUAGGCAUGCAGAGAGUUGGAACAUUUCUGCACUCCAAGCAGUUGGCCAAAUUUUCGCCCUGGGCUCAAAAGAGGGUGAUUAAUUAGAAAUUUCUUAGUUUUUCCGGAUGAUUUUUUAACGUGACAACAGUUCUGAUCGAGAUCCGCUUGCAGUGCUAGUGAUUAUUUGAUCAAAUCACAGGAGGAACAAAAGCAUGUGGCGGGAACGCCUCAUGUGGGUGAAUAGAGUGGGUUGUCUACAAUUUUUGGACCCUUCCAUCUUAAAUUAAUUUAUUUUUGCAUUAUCACCACAUUAACUUAUUGCUUAAAUUGGGUGUCUCAUCUAUACAAUGAUCAAACAAGAGUACCAUGUAGUAGUACGCUCCGUGAACGCACGACGAAUGUCAAAGUGUAGGGUCUUAUUGCAUUUUGAACACGAACAAAUUUUUUAGUCUGUUUUUUUUUUAAAUAAACAUCGUAGAAAAGUGACCAUGAUAGCUGUUGUGUAAGACAAA
This is a messenger RNA of Asparagus officinalis (garden asparagus), 959 nucleotides long. RefSeq lists its product as uncharacterized. Lineage: Eukaryota; Viridiplantae; Streptophyta; Magnoliopsida; Asparagales; Asparagaceae. The transcript has 8 exons. Bases 81 to 548 code for a protein of 155 amino acids. The record is from RefSeq and is a predicted model, not a curated record.